GCUUCUCGCGAGGCUUCUGCCGGCACCCCGGGGGCUUCGUCGGCCAGUCGGUAGGGCGGAGCGGCGGCGAUGGCCGCCCUGCGCUCCCUGCUGCGGUGGCGCCGCCGCUUGGAUCCCGCAACCGGAGCUCACCCGGCACGGCGGCUGUGGGCCGGCGGCGGGGCCGGAGCGGCGGGGCUGAGGCGGUGGCGGCGAGAACUGGGCUGGGCGGUGGGGGCCGCCCUCGCCGGGUACGUGGGGUACCGGCUGACCGAGCGGUGGCGGGAGCCCUCCCUGGAGCCGGCAGCCGUCGGGCCGGGCGGGGCCCGGGCGCUGCUCCCCAUCCCUGUGGCGGCCGCUGCCAAGGAGACGGUUGCAGAAAACAGAUCAGACCUUGAAGAUUUACAUCUUUAUGCAACUCCUCGGGAGCAGCGGUUUCGUAGAUUUGCCAGUUUAGAAUUUGAAGGACAGCUCUAUAUGACUCCACACGACUUCAUUCAGGCUGUCACAAGUGAUGAGCCCAAACGUACUAAAAAAUGGCGAUCCCUUUCAAAGCAGGAACUGAAUCAGAUCCUUAUGGAGACACCACCAGUUUGGAAGGGAUCAUCUAAACUUUUUCGUAAUCUUAAUGAGAAAGGUGUGAUUUCUUACACAGAAUAUUUAUUCCUCUUAUGUAUUUUAACAAAGCCACAUGCAGGUUUUAGAAUCGCGUUCAACAUGUUUGACACCGACGGCAAUGAGAUGGUGGACAAAAAGGAAUUCUUAGUGCUACAAGAGAUUUUCAGGAAAAAAAAUGAGAAGAGAGAAAGAAAAGGAGAUGAAGAAAAACGUGCACUGCUGCGUCUUCAACUUUAUGGAUAUCACACUCCUACUAACAGUGUUCUUAAAACAGAAGGAGAGGACCUUGUCCCCAGAAGCUAUUGGGAUACUUUGAGACGUAGCACAAGCCAAGCACUCUUUUCGGACCUUGCAGAGCGUGCUGAUGAUAUUGCAAGCUCUCUGUCAGAUACAACGCUGCUUGUACACUUUUUCGGCAAGAAGGGAAAAGCUGAGCUGAACUUUGAAGACUUUUAUAGGUUUAUGGAUAACCUACAAACUGAGGUUCUAGAGAUAGAAUUCCUUUCCUACUCUAAUGGGAUGAACACCAUCAGUGAGGAAGACUUUGCCCAUAUUCUUUUGAGGUAUACAAACGUGGAAAAUACAUCAAGUUACCUGGAAAACAUGCGCUGUAGGAUUCCUGAAGAAAAGGGUAUCACAUUUGAAGAGUUUAGAUCAUUCUUCCAGUUCUUGAACAACCUUGAGGAUUUUGCAAUUGCAAUGCAAAUGUAUAAUUUUGCAAGUCGUUCCAUAGGUCAAGAUGAAUUCAAACGUGCUGUGUAUGUAGCCACAGGUGUGAAGCUUUCACCGCAUUUGGUGAACACAGUGUUCAAGAUUUUUGAUGUCGACAGGGAUGACCAGCUGAGUUAUAAAGAAUUUAUUGGCAUUAUGAAAGACAGACUCAACCGAGGGUUUAGGGAGACUCCAAGAUAUGGUUGGCAGGAAUAUUACUCAUGUGUGAUGACUGUAACCAGUGAACAUCUCAGAGAUCUAUGGAAGCAAUUUCGGAGACGAGAUAUGCUGAGAUAAAGGAAGGAAGAAAGAAAGAAAGAAUAUCUGCACUGGUCAGAACUAUUUAUUCCUAUGAAUUCUUAAUGAAGAACAAACUAACUCAAGUGAAUUGUGAAUCUUGCAGCUGAAGUAAAAAACACAGGACUUCCUUUCCAUUUAAUAUAGUGAUCAUCAACUCCUACAACUGCUUUUCAAGAUGUAUCUUAUUUUAAUGACAAACUGUCACCUGAUUGGCAGAAGUCUUUUUCUUAAGAACAGUAAUAAUUUGUAUUACUUUGGGAUGUGUUUUGUCAUUUAAAAGAAACCCGAAUAAGUUUGACACCUGGGUAGGCAAACAUUUUGGCAAUGAAAAGAGUCACCUUAGACUGUGAAUUCACUUUCAGAAGAGCAUUAUUAAAAGUUUGUGCUAAACUGGGAAUGAGAAUACACUAAGUAACGUAACAGUUGUACAUGAGUUGAAUGUAAAAAGGAAAUUCUUGCAAGCUAACAAAGCUGUUACUUUAAGAAGAGUAAAGCUGUUACAGCUAUAAUGUGAAUGAUAGGUAUUUACCUAGGAAGGGUACUGUAUGGACUAUAAUGUUCAAAUUCUCCAAGUCUUACUGUUAUGUUUAUUAAUUUAUCCUUUUAAAAAAUUAGAGCAGAUUUUUAAGAUGUCUUAUGAGCAGUGAAAAUGUUCAAAUUCAUGUUAAGUAAGGCACACUUUGUAAUAUUUAUUUUAAAUUUUACUGCCAUAGAGAUAAAUCCCCUGGUACAUUUCUGGUAGAGUAAAACUUCAUGUGUUUCUUGUGAAUAGUGGACUUUUAUAUGAAAUAAGAUGUGACACUAAAUAGAAAUGAUAAUUGUCUAAUUUGCUACUCUGGAAUGCAGUGUCUGAAAACAGAUAAAUGCCCUUGUGUUUGUGUCAAACAACAAAGCAAAACAAACCGAGAAUGCAUGCAGCAGCACAGAGCAACACUCACUACAUCAUAUUAUUUGAACAUUACACAUCAAAUAUUAGACAUAAAUUAGGCCUUACAAAGUUCAUGGAGAUUUCAGGCAGUCAGUAGCCACCGUGAGCUUUCAUGCCCGGCAGGUUUAGAUGUUACUGAAACAGUGGCAAGGACACCGCUACAUUUAGGGGUUUCAUAUCCUCUAAAGAUAACAUUUGGAGAGGUUUAU
Messenger RNA from Dryobates pubescens (Downy woodpecker), 2745 nucleotides. RefSeq names its product mitochondrial calcium uptake family member 3 (gene MICU3). Gene Ontology annotation, molecular function: calcium ion binding. NCBI's taxonomy places the organism in Eukaryota, Metazoa, Chordata, Aves, Piciformes, Picidae. The transcript has 14 exons. Gene Ontology annotation, cellular component: uniplex complex. The record is from RefSeq and is a predicted model, not a curated record. Gene Ontology annotation, biological process: mitochondrial calcium ion homeostasis; calcium import into the mitochondrion. Bases 70 to 1605 code for a protein of 511 amino acids.